AUGGGUGAUGCCUUCAAUGCUGAAAUCCACCCUGUCUAUCUUGGGCAAGUUUUGCACCAUCGAUAUCGAAUUCUACAGAGACUUGGAUCUGGACGCUACUCAGCUGUUUACUUAGCGAGGGACCAAAAGGAAUCAUCCUACAAGGCGAUAAAGAUAUUAAAACCAGAUUGCUACGAUGGAAAACAUGAUCUGUUUGAGUUGGAGAUACUGAGACACCUAAGCAGAGCGAAUCCAGAUCAUCCAGGUUAUCAGCACAUCACCAUUCUUCUUGAUGAUUUUAUCCAUAUUGGGCAGUCUGGGAAUCGACAUGUAUGUCUUGUUAUGGAACCGAUGGCAGAGGAUAUGAAGAGCUUUAGCUUUUUUUUUGACGGUGCCAAAAUUCCUAAUCGAAUCAUGAAACAAAUCACAAAACAGCUACUGUCUGCUCUGGAAUACGCACAUGCAUCUGGUAUCAUUCACACAGACAUCAAACAAGACAAUAUUAUGGUCAAAAUCCGAAACCCCUCUACAAUCGAUCGUUACUUAGAGGAUUCAUUGUCAAAUUCAACUGCAAAUCUCGGAGAGUAUAAUUUUGAUGAUACUUCUGAGCUUGUACACACAGAUGUUGUACUUUGCGACUGGGGGUCGGCGAGCUGGGUGAGGAAGCAUCUGACGGAAAUGAUACAGCCUAAGCUGCUUCGCGCACCUGAGGUCAUAAUUGGGGCACCGUGGGGAAAGGAGGUCGACAUUUGGAAUCUAGGAGCCCUUCUACCAGAGCUCUUGGAUACUGUACAAAUGUUUAGCGGUAAGGCGAAUGUGACUGGUGGCAUCUAUCACAUCAAGCAUCACAUUGAGGAGAUCGACGCCCUCUUUGGACCCUUUCCUUCUGAGAUGCUGGCCAAUGGAAAUCCAAAGCUAGUUGAACAUAUUUUUGACAAGAAUUCUAACAUCCGUGAUCGUACCAAGCGUCCACCAGCAAUGUUGGAAAGAUGGAUUCAAAGUCUUGAUGGUGCCGAGAAAACAAACUUCCUUUCAUUGAUCCGCUCUAUGUUAAUAAUCAACCCCAAAGAGCGGAAGUCUGCAAUGUCUCUGCAAUGUGCGUCAUGGCUUACUGUAUAA
Molecule: messenger RNA, 1098 nt
Organism: Aspergillus clavatus NRRL 1
Lineage: Eukaryota; Fungi; Ascomycota; Eurotiomycetes; Eurotiales; Aspergillaceae
Product: putative protein kinase
Exons: 3
Coding region: 1-1098 (365 amino acids)
Biological process (GO): regulation of mRNA processing; spliceosomal complex assembly; protein phosphorylation
Molecular function (GO): protein kinase activity; ATP binding
Source: RefSeq, a predicted model, not a curated record